Sclerotinia sclerotiorum 1980 UF-70 is the source of this 1365-nucleotide messenger RNA. RefSeq lists its product as hypothetical. Gene Ontology annotation, cellular component: cytoplasm. The transcript is spliced from 3 exons. Bases 1 to 1365 code for a protein of 454 amino acids. The record is from RefSeq and is a predicted model, not a curated record. Gene Ontology annotation, biological process: ubiquitin-dependent protein catabolic process. Lineage: Eukaryota; Fungi; Ascomycota; Leotiomycetes; Helotiales; Sclerotiniaceae. Gene Ontology annotation, molecular function: ubiquitin binding; ubiquitin conjugating enzyme binding.
AUGUCUACACCAACAAAACCCUCGGAAAGCCUCAAUAGGAGUCCUCCUCCAGAAUCGCCAACGACUGUAGCGCCGUUUGAUAUGGACGACGACGAUGUACAAGAAGGUAUUACCAGUGGUGAUGUACCGGCAUCGAAUAAGAUCGCAGAUGAGCAACCUCCGCAAAAGCCUCCGCGCCCUUUGAGCCCCCAACAGCAAGCAGAAAAUACUUUGAAAGAAGCCUUCCCAAGCAUUGAUGCAGCGGUCGUCAAAGCAGUUUUGAUUGCUAGUGGAGGUCGCGUUGAACCUGCUUUCAAUGCUCUCUUAGGCAUGUCAGAUCCAAGUGCCGCUAUCGAAGUUCCUCCUCCGCAACCCCCACGUCCACAAGCGCAAAGAGUAGGCUCUACUCCACGAUCACAACUCGAAUCCGAUGAACAAUAUGCACGUCAGCUUGCAGAGCACUAUGAAGGAUCAUCAUCGUAUGGACCGCAUGCACCUAGAGGUGGUUCCAGGGCUGCAUAUCCCCAGGGUCGGAAACAAAUGGGCUUGAAGCCAAAUGAAAUGUAUGAAGAGGAGGAGGAACGCAGUUUCCUCGACGACGAUCUCCCGGUCAUCAAGGAAAAUCUCAGAAAGGGUUUCCUUGAGACACAGAGUAAGGUCAACAGUUGGAUUACCAAUUUGAAGAAGAAACUCGAUGGAGACGACACAGAUGAGGAAUCUUCCACUCAGGGAUACAAUUCUAAUCAACACACACAAUAUCGUUCUCGAAGAAGCGGAGAAGGCAGGCAGAGUGGAGAUUACAACCGAUAUGAUGCCGAUCCCCAGGUUCUCGGCGAUGAUUUCGCUGGGAUCCAGCUUAACGUGGAUGGCAGUAGACAUGAAGGUAGUGACUCUCGUGCAAGUCAUUCUGCAAAUACAUACCACUCACCUGCGCCUGCAGCCCGUCGAUCCACACGCCCACUUGCAAACCCUGACCUGUUCAAACCAGCCACUACUGCUCCAAAACCUGAAGGCCGAAAGGUAUCAUUCCAAAAUGCUACAGUGGAAGAUGACAUGUAUCGCACUUCACCAAAGCUUGGCGGAAAAGAAAACGCUCCAUCUACCAAACAGAGUAAAUGGCAACCGUUGAGUACCAUGGAGCCAAGUCCGAUUGGUGACGCCGAUAACGACCAUGAUCCAUUCAGCCUUGGAGAUAGCGAGGACGAAAAGGAAUCUAAAGACCGAGUUGGUGGUAAAGAAAUUCGUACCGAUGAUGCGGAAAGGCUCAAGAAAGCAGCCGCCGAAGCAAUGUCCGAAAAUAUCGGGGAGCCGGCGAAGAAGCCUGAACCAGCUGAGACGUCUGGUACCAAGGACAAAGUCGCAGCGGAGCUGGCUACCAAGUCUUGA